Messenger RNA from Orycteropus afer afer, 4515 nucleotides. RefSeq names its product ATP binding cassette subfamily C member 2 (gene ABCC2). Gene Ontology annotation, cellular component: apical plasma membrane. NCBI's taxonomy places the organism in Eukaryota, Metazoa, Chordata, Mammalia, Tubulidentata, Orycteropodidae. The record is from RefSeq and is a predicted model, not a curated record. Gene Ontology annotation, biological process: transmembrane transport. Gene Ontology annotation, molecular function: ATP binding; ABC-type transporter activity; ATP hydrolysis activity.
AUGCUGGAUGAGUUCUGCAAUUCUACUUUUUGGAAUUCUUCGUUCCUGGAUAGCCCGGAAGCAGACCUGCCACUUUGUUUUGAGCAAACUGUUCUGGUGUGGAUUCCCCUGGGCUUCCUCUGGCUGCUGGCUCCUUGGCAGUUCUUUCACGCAUAUAAGUCCAGGACCAACAAAUCUUCUAUAUCCAAAUUCUACCUUGCAAAGCAGGUGUUGGUUGGAUUUCUUCUUAUUCUAGCAGCCAUAGAUCUGGCCUUUGUACUCACAGAAGAUUCUGGACAAGCCACAACCCCUGCCAUUAGAUAUACCAAUCCAAGUCUCUACCUGGGCACCUGGCUCCUAGUUUUGCUGAUCCAACACAGCAGACAAUGGUGUGUGCGGAAGAACUCUUGGUACCUGUCCGUGUUCUGGAUUCUUUCAAUACUCUGUAGUACCUUCCAACUUCAAACUCUCAUCCGGACACUCCUACAGGGCAAUAAUGCUAACCUGACUUAUUCCUGCCUGUUCUUCAUCUCCUAUGGAUUCCAGAUCCUGAUCCUGAUCCUUUCAGCAUUUUCAGAAAAAAAUGCCUCAUCGAAUAAUCCAUCAACCACAGCUUCAUUUCUGAGUAAUAUUACCUUCAGUUGGUAUGACAGUAUCAUUCUGAAAGGGUACAAGGAACCUCUGACGACUGAAGAUGUCUGGGACGUCGAUGAUAGGAUUCAAGCCAAGAACCUCGUCAGUAAGUUUGAAACAUGCUCAGCGGGAGAGCUGCAGAAGGCCAGGCGGGCACUCCAGAGAUGGAGACAAAAGAACUCCCAGAGGAACCUAGAAGCCACGCUGCACGGCUUGAACAAGAACCAGAGUCAAAGCCAAGAUGUCCUUGUCCUGGAAGAAGCUAAAAAGGAAAAAACAAAGCCAAAGAGCACAAAAGACUUUCCCAAGUCCUGGUUGGUGAAGGCCCUCUUCAAGACUUUCUACACUGAACUCCUAAAAUCAUUCCUGUUGAAGCUAAUACAUGACCUCUUCGUAUUUCUGAAUCCUCAGCUGCUGAAAUUACUGAUCUCCUUUGCAAACGAUCGUGAGACAUAUGGAUGGACUGGAUAUAUCUAUUCAGUCCUCUUCUUUGUUGUGGCCCUCCUCCAGUCCAUAUGCCUUCAGUGGUAUUUUCAAUUCUGCUUCAUGAUAGGCAUGAAUGUACGGACAACCAUCAUGGCUUCUGUAUAUAAGAAGGCACUGACCCUGUCCAACUCUGCCAGGAGGCAGUACACUGUUGGAGAAACAGUAAACCUGAUGUCUGUGGAUGCCCAGAAGCUCAUGGAUGUGACCAACUUCAUCCACUUGGUGUGGUCAAGUGCCCUGCAAAUUGUUUUAUCCAUCUUCUUCCUGUGGAGAGAGUUGGGGCCCUCAGUCUUUGCAGGUGUUGGAUUGAUGAUUCUUCUAAUCCCAAUGAAUGGGGUACUGGCCACCAAGAAUAGGAAAAUUCAGGUAAAAAAUAUGAAGAAUAAAGACAAACGUUUGAAGAUUAUGAAUGAGAUUCUUAGUGGGAUCAAGAUCCUAAAAUAUUUUGCCUGGGAACCUUCUUUCAAAAGCCAAGUCAAUAAUCUUCGGAAGAAAGAGCUCAAGAACCUGCGGACCUUUGCCAAGAUGCAGUCUGUGAUCAUGUUCAUCUUAUACUUAACUCCAGUUCUGGUGUCUGUGGCCACAUUUUCAGUUUACGUCCUGGUGAGUAGCAACAAUAUUUUGGAUGCACAAAAGGCCUUCACCUCCAUCACACUCUUCAACAUCCUGCGCUUUCCCCUGAGCAUGUUCCCCAUGGUAAUCUCCUCCAUUAUCCAGGCCAGUGUUUCCACAGAACGACUAGAGAAGUACUUGGGAGGGGAUGACUUGGACACAUCUGCCAUUCGACAUGACCCCAAUUCUGACAAAGCUAUACAGUUCUCUGAGGCCUCCUUUACCUGGGACCAAGAGUUGGAAACCACAAUCCGAGAUGUCACUCUGGACAUUAUGCCAGGCCAUUUGGUGGCUGUAGUGGGCACUGUGGGCUCUGGAAAAUCCUCCUUGAUGUCAGCCAUCCUGGGAGAAAUGGAAAAUGUCCAUGGACACAUAACCAUCAAGGGCACCAUUGCCUAUGUCCCACAGCAGUCCUGGAUCCAGAAUGGCACCGUAAAGGACAACAUCCUUUUUGGAUCAGAGUUGGAUGAGAGGAAGUACCAGCAAGUACUAGAGGCGUGUGCCCUCCUUCCAGACUUGGAAAUACUUCCUGGAGGAGAUCUGGCUGAGAUUGGCGAGAAGGGUAUAAAUCUUAGUGGGGGUCAGAAGCAGAGGAUCAGCCUGGCCAGAGCCACCUAUCAAGAUUCAGACAUCUACAUUCUGGACGACCCUCUGUCAGCUGUGGAUGCUCAUGUAGGAAAACAUAUUUUCAAUAAGGUCCUGGGCCCCAAUGGCCUGUUGAAAGGCAAGACUCGACUCUUGGUUACACAUAGCAUUCACUUUCUCCCCCAAGUGGAUGAAAUUGUAGUUCUGGGAAAUGGCACCAUCUUGGAGAAGGGAUCCUACAGCAGUCUACUGGCCAAUAAAGGAGUAUUUGCUAAGAAUCUCAAGACAUACGUCAAACAGACAGGUCCUGAAGAGGAAGCCACAGACAAUGAUGGCGGUGAAGAAGAAGAUGAUGACUAUGGGCUGAUCCCCAGUGUGGAGGAAAUCCCUGAGGAUGCGGCCUCCUUGAUCAUGAAAAGAGAAAACAGCCUUCGUCGAACACUCAGCCGCAGUUCUAGGUCUAAUAACAGGCGUCAGAAGUCCCUGAGAAGCUCCUUGAAAAGUCGGAAUGCAAGGCCAAAGCUGAACACGGAGGAAGAACUAAUCAAAGGACAAAAACUGAUUAAGAAGGAAUACAUAGAAACUGGAAAGGUGAAGUUCUCCAUCUACCUGAAAUACCUACAAGCCGUUGGAUGGUGCUCGAUAUUCUUCAUCAUCUUUUCCUUUGUGAUGAAUUCUGUGGCUUUUAUUGGAUCCAACCUCUGGCUCAGUGCUUGGACCAAUGAUUCUAAAACCUUCAACAGCACUGACUAUCCACCUUCUCAGAGGGACAUGAGAGUCGGAGUCUAUGGAGCUCUGGGAUUAGCACAAUGUAUAUUUAUACUCAAAGCAAACCUCUGGUCUGUCUAUGGUAGCAUCCAUGCCUCAAACACCCUGCACAAGCAACUGCUGAACAAUAUCCUUCGAGCACCCAUGAGUUUUUUUGACACAACACCCAUAGGCCGGAUUGUGAACAGGUUUGCUGGUGAUAUUUCCACAGUAGAUGAAACCAUCCCUUCCACCUUGCGCAGCUGGAUUCUGUGCUUUCUAGGGAUAAUCAGCACCCUUGUCAUGAUCUGCGUAGCCACCCCAGUCUUCAUCGUCAUCAUCAUUCCUCUCUCCAUCAUCUAUGUGUCUGUUCAGACAUUUUAUGUGGCUACUUCCCGCCAGCUGAGACGUCUGGACUCUGUCACCAGGUCCCCAAUCUACUCUCACUUCAGUGAGACUGUAUCAGGUUUGCCUGUUAUUCGUGCCUUAGGGCACCAGCAGCGAUUUCUAAAACUCAGUGAGGUGAGGAUUGACACCAACCAGAAAUGUGUCUUUUCUUGGAUUAUCUCCAACAGGUGGCUUGCAGUUCGCCUGGAGUUUGUUGGAAACCUCAUCGUCUUCUUUUCUUCUCUGAUGAUGGUCAUUUACAGAGACACUCUGAGUGGGGACACUGUGGGCUUCGUUUUGUCCAAUGCACUUAAUAUAACACAAACCCUAAAUUGGUUAGUGAGGAUGACCUCAGAAAUGGAGACCAACAUUGUGGCUGUUGAGAGAAUAAACGAGUACAUAAAAGUGGAAAAUGAGGCACCCUGGGUGACCGAUCAAAGACCUCCAGCAGGAUGGCCCAGCAGAGGGGAGAUCCAGUUUAGCAACUACCAAGUGCGCUACCGGCCUGAGCUGGAUCUGGUAUUGAAAGGAAUCUCUUGUGACAUCCGGAGCAUGGAGAAGAUUGGUGUGGUGGGCAGGACAGGAGCCGGGAAAUCAUCCCUUACAAACUGCCUGUUCAGAAUCCUCGAGGCUGCAGGAGGCCAGAUCACCAUCGAUGGAGUAGAUAUUGCUUCCAUUGGGCUCCACGACCUUCGGGAGAAACUGACCAUCAUCCCCCAGGACCCCAUCGUGUUCUCCGGAAGCCUGCGGAUGAAUUUAGACCCUUUCAACAACUACUCAGACGAGGAGAUUUGGAAAGCCCUGGAGCUGGCUCACCUAAAAUCCUUUGUAGCAGGUCUGCAACUCGGGUUGUCCCAUGAAGUGACGGAGGCUGGUGACAACCUUAGCAUUGGGCAGAGGCAGCUACUGUGCCUGGCCAGGGCUCUGCUUCGGAAAUCCAAGAUUCUGAUCAUGGAUGAGGCCACUGCUGCGGUGGAUCUAGAGACAGACCACCUCAUUCAGAUGACCAUCCGGAAGGAGUUCUCCCACUGCACGGUUCUCACCAUUGCCCACAGGCUGCACACCAUCAUGGACAGUGACAAGUGA